AAAACAAACGUUUUCGUGUGGAACUCAGUCUCCAUGCGUUAACGCUAAGAUAACAACGUAUGAAUGAACGUUACUACAAUUGACCUCGUGAAACAAUAAGUAUAUAAGGUUAAUAGCGUUAAGGGUUUAUUUUAAAGUUAAAGAGAUGGCAUCCUCCAGAUAUAAGGGUUUCCACCGGAACAUGGUGAAAUCAAAGCUUGCUAUGGUUGUCAGCAGUCUGAGGAAGGAGAAUGUCUAUCUGAAGAAGACCCUGGUUGAGUUGUCCCGUCAGCAUUCAGAAUAUUACAAACUAGUAGAGAGAUUUCUCUCUUUUGGAUCCAUCAGGCUGGAGAGUUCUGAGCAGCUGAUGGCCAAACAUGAGACGAAUCCUUUACCAUCAGAGGAGCUGAGUAAGAGAGAUGGGAAUUCGGUGGAUGUAGGGGAUAUGAGGACAAUGUCCAGUUAUGCCAGAGAGAUUGAAGAAAUCAAGAACAUGCUUGUGGCUGUCUCAACCAGAUGUCAGUAUCCCCAGAGCAAAGCUGCAAGGAAGAAGGUUAAAGAGAUGGCAUCCUCCAGAUAUAAGGGUUUCCACCGGAACAUGGUGAAAUCAAAGCUUGCUAUGGUUGUCAGCAGUCUGAGGAAGGAGAAUGUCUAUCUGAAGAAGACCCUGGUUGAGUUGUCCCGUCAGCAUUCAGAAUAUUACAAACUAGUAGAGAGAUUUCUCUCUUUUGGAUCCAUCAGGCUGGAGAGUUCUGAGCAGCUGAUGGCCAAACCUGAGACGAAUCCUUUACCAUCAGAGGAGCUGAGUAAGAGAGAUGGGAAUUCGGUGGAUGUAGGGGAUAUGAGGACAAUGUCCAGUUAUGCCAGAGAGUUUGAAGAAAUCAAGAACAUGCUUGUGACUGUCUCAACCAGAUGUCAGUGUCUUGAGAACAAAGUUGCAAGGAAGAAGGACUCAGUAUCAGAUGAACAGGCCUCCACCCCCGGAGUAACAGAGCUUCAAAAUCAUCCCUGUGAUUCCCCCAAGGCCUUGGAGAAGAACAAGCCGCGGCUGGAGUAUGACCAGCAGAGAGAGGCCUGUGUGAGGGGAAUUCUGGCCAGAAUGUUAUGGCUGGAGAAGCAGCUGAACGAGGCCAAACAGGCCUGCUCACAGCAAGACAAUGAAGACCAUUUAGAUGAGAAGAAGCAAAUGCGUGAGAUGCAGGUACACUAUGAAGGACUCUUACAGAAUACCAAAGACACGAAGGACAUACUCAAGGAGCGACUUGACCUGACCCAGCAGAACCUGAUAAUGAUUGAAAACCGGUGCAAGGAAAGGGAGCUGGAGGUGAAGGAGCUCAAACAGCAGCUGCAGAUUGAAAAAAUGAACAGAACAAGUGCACCUGAAGAUCAUCAUUGCUCUGAGGAUGAACAUCAGCGCCUGAGGGCUGAAACCAUUGAUCUGAAGUGCAGACUUGAUGAGGUGAAACGCAAGUCCGCUAACUUUGAGCUGCAGGCAAAUCUCUUUCAGAAGUUUAUGAUGAAUCUUCACCAUGAAGAUCAGGAGAAGAUUGCCAAGCUGGAACGUCAGGUCAAGAUUGCUUCACAAGACCUUGAGGAUGAGAGGCAGGCUUGUUCAUAUUUAUCGAAGCAAAUGACCAAAGUCCUGAAGACACAGCAAAAAACUACAGAUGUGACAGCACAGCCAAAGAGAGAUCAGCAGGACCGUGACUCAUAUCAAGUGACACACCCACCCUCCCAGCCUUCCAGAAUCAGAUUGACAUCCUCCCCUUGCAGCAGCUUGCUGAAUGAAAGCUUCCUGGAGUGUCCCAGCUGCCAGACCAAGUAUCCUGCCAAUCACUACAGAGAACUUAUCAACCACCUCGAAAUCUGUCUCGAAUGAGCUGGAGCUCAGAUCUCAUUAGUUCUGUAUCUUCUGUACUGUGGAUUUGAUUUGCUCCAUACUGUUUAACCAGAUGUACAAGUUAUCUUAAGAAACUUCAGUGUUCAGUUGUUAUGGUUGUGAUUCUUGGGUGUUCUAAGAUUUGGUUAGCUUCCGUACGCUGUCAGAAGAUAGCAGAUAUUUAGCCACACUAGUGGUGCAGCACCAGGCAUGGCAUUGUCUGUCUGUCUGUUGGUCGGUCUGCUACUUUGGUCCAGGCUGAAAUAUCUCCUGUUGGACAGAUGGCCAAGAAAAUGUUUUCAUAUAUUUAUGGUUUGGAUGGUAUGGAUUGCUGUGACAAUUUUAAUAUGCAUAAUACUUAGGCCUAUGACAUUUCUAUAACAUUCAGCUCAGCUGUACCUUGCACAUAGUGCCAGUUAGCAAAUGAUAGCAUCCUAACAGGCUGAUCUGAGAAUGGCAAAUAUUACCUGCUAAACAGCAUAUUAGCAUUGUAACUGUGAGCAUGCUUAUGUUUGCAUGCAGCUCAAAGCACUGCUGUGUUGUACAGUACAGUCCAGCAGAGCUGUUAGCAUGGCUGUAGAUUCUUUAUCUUGUUUUUUUAAGAAUAAACUAAUGAUUUUGUGUGA
Messenger RNA from Monopterus albus (swamp eel), 2484 nucleotides. RefSeq names its product centrosomal protein of 55 kDa-like. Bases 146 to 1858 code for a protein of 570 amino acids. Gene Ontology annotation, biological process: establishment of protein localization; regulation of phosphatidylinositol 3-kinase/protein kinase B signal transduction; mitotic cytokinesis. The record is from RefSeq and is a predicted model, not a curated record. NCBI's taxonomy places the organism in Eukaryota, Metazoa, Chordata, Actinopteri, Synbranchiformes, Synbranchidae. The transcript is spliced from 12 exons. Gene Ontology annotation, cellular component: midbody.